GAAGCAGUUGCUCACUGAAACCUCUUUAGGGAGGAUUUCCUGCUCCCCCAGUCUCUGAAAAAAAUGAUGGGAAAGAGAUUCAGUCUUUCUGCGUUCCCAUAAGGAGAAUGUGACGUUCCUGCAAGGGUCAUGUUCCUGCAGUAUUUCUAAGCUCAUGCUGUCCCUGGACAUCCAGGAAAUAAGGAUAGGUAAUAGAAGCCAUAUGGAAAAUGAGGUAUUUCAAGAUAAUAACUGUACCCAGACUCUGGAGUACGCGGUGAGGUGACUAGCCUAAGUGACCAAGUCUCUUCUGUAGUCUUAUAUUGAUUCAAUUCCUGUUUCUGCUCUGACUCUGCAUUUUCUUUGCUGCUUUUUUCAGCACGACUGAACCAUGGAGCUUCGAGUGGGGAACAAAUACCGGCUGGGCAGAAAGAUUGGCAGUGGUUCAUUUGGAGACAUAUAUCUGGGAGCCAAUAUUGCAACUGGUGAAGAGGUGGCCAUCAAAUUGGAAUGUGUCAAAACCAAGCAUCCCCAGCUCCACAUCGAAAGCAAGUUCUACAAGAUGAUGCAAGGAGGAGUGGGUAUCCCCUCCAUUAAAUGGUGUGGAGCAGAGGGGGACUAUAACGUGAUGGUGAUGGAGCUCUUGGGACCCAGCCUGGAAGAUCUCUUCAACUUCUGUUCCCGCAAAUUUAGUCUCAAGACAGUUCUGCUCCUGGCAGACCAGAUGAUCAGCCGUAUUGAGUACAUUCAUUCCAAGAACUUCAUCCACCGGGAUGUGAAGCCAGACAACUUCCUUAUGGGGCUGGGCAAAAAAGGCAACCUAGUAUACAUCAUUGAUUUCGGCUUGGCCAAGAAAUACCGAGACGCCCGGACCCACCAGCACAUCCCUUACCGGGAAAACAAGAAUCUGACUGGCACAGCCCGCUAUGCCUCUAUCAACACCCACCUGGGAAUUGAACAAAGUCGCCGUGAUGACCUGGAGAGCCUGGGCUACGUGCUCAUGUAUUUCAACCUGGGUUCGUUGCCCUGGCAAGGCCUCAAGGCUGCCACCAAGCGCCAAAAGUACGAGAGGAUCAGCGAGAAAAAGAUGUCAACGCCCAUUGAGGUGCUCUGCAAAGGGUACCCUUCCGAGUUCUCGACAUACCUCAACUUCUGCCGCUCUCUGAGGUUUGAUGACAAACCUGACUACUCAUACCUGCGGCAGCUCUUCCGCAACCUCUUCCACCGCCAGGGCUUUUCCUAUGACUACGUCUUUGACUGGAACAUGCUUAAAUUUCCCCCUGCCCCCCCGGCUGGAGCCACUGCCAACCGUCUUCGCAAUGUUGCCGAGCCCAUGGCCUCUACCCCCACCUCCCGAAUCCAACAGUCCGGAAACACGUCCCCCAGAGCAAUCUCACGAGUGGACAGGGAGCGGAAGGUCAGCAUGAGGUUACACCGAGGAGCUCCUGCCAACGUCUCCUCAUCUGACCUCACAGGGCGGCAAGAAGUGUCACGGAUUUCAGCAUCACAGACAAGCGUGCCAUUUGAUCACCUUGGGAAGUGAGGAGCAAUUGCCACUGGACCAGUGUUUGCUUAGUGUCUUCACUGUAUUUUUCUUUU
Molecule: messenger RNA, 1578 nt
Organism: Struthio camelus australis
Lineage: Eukaryota; Metazoa; Chordata; Aves; Struthioniformes; Struthionidae
Source: RefSeq, a predicted model, not a curated record